GUUUUAGCAGUUGCUUCUCUGUUCAAAGCGUUUGUGCAGUGACCAAUCCUAACAUUGGAAAAAAGAAAGUGAAACUAAGAAAUCGGCUUGAAAUGUCACAACUGGACACAGUCGCACUUUAGAAUUGCGCUGUGAAUUCAGACAUGGGAGGCUUAUUUUCUCCUUUCUCCUCUGACUCCGCUUCCUCGGUUAACCCCGCUUACUCGGAGGAGGGUGACGUUCAUCGUCUCACUAUCGAUGCAAGGUCCCUGGUAUUUCUUCGGAGCAAGUUGCGGCACUACAACCCUCCCAACGGGUGUGGGGACUCUAUAAACAUCUUACUCUUCGGCUUGGUGGGGGCUGGUAAAUCAGCCACCAUUAAUACAAUCCUCUCAGCUCUGGAUCCAGAGUAUGAAACGAUAACCACUGUCCCAACUGGACGGAAUCCCAGCUCUCUCACGGCCGAGCUCAGAUCCUACACGCCACCUUUUGCUAAGUCACUAAAGCUUUGGGACACAGCCGGUUGGAACACAGUGAAUGAUGCAGUUAAGGCAAAGAAAAUUUUAGAGAUGAUCCUGGAAGGAAGGGUGCCAGAAAAAACCAAUAGUCAGCAGUGCAUGAGAAGUUCAGGGCACGCAGUUCACAUUUGUUUGAAGGUUGCAAGCACCAGUGGGCUUUGUGCAGUUGUGUGUAAGUUGUGCAAUUUAAAUCCUGAUUUGGAUGAUGGCAAGUAUCAAGUCAUUCCGGAAAAUGUAAUUCAUGUAGUCGCAUUCAUUGUUGACCUGAACACGAUAGACAACAUCAGUGGGGAUAUGAAGACACAGUUUAAGGACAUGCAAACCAUUGUGGUACAAAAACAUAUUUACAGGACUGUGAUUGGGACCAAAUUUGACCGAUUAGGGAUACCAGAGAAAGACAAUAGUUACAUUUAUCAAUACAUGCCACUACAGAAAAAGUUUGUAAAGUUGUCAGAAGAAACUGGGAUGGAGAAGCACCGCAUGUUUGCCAUUUCGAAUGAAUGGAAGGGCGAUACGAUAGAUCAGACCAGAUGUGUGCUCAUUUUGCACGCAUUGGAAAAUAUGGUCGGAAACAUAAAUGAACACUUCAGAACAGCAGAAUAAUGAGUACGCCUAAUCUUACAUAGAACCGUGUAACAAAUCCUGUUUCUCUGUUAUAGUGACCAACUGAGUUCACCUUAAAUGACACAACAUGAAAAUCCGUUGGGCAGAAUUUUGCUUCCAGUUUCCACCCCUCUAUGCCCUUCACAUGGUCCAUCUGCAACACUUCCCUCCCUUUCCUCUCUGUCUCCAUUUCUGGUGGUAGACUGUCCACCAAUAUUCAUUGCAAGCCCACUGACUCCCACAGCUACCUCGACUACAGCUCCUCACACACUGCUUCCUGUAAGGGCUCCAUCCCAUUCGCUCAGUUCCUUCACUCCAUCGCAUCUGUUCUGAUGAUGCCACGAUCCAAAACAAAACUUCUAACAUGUCUUCCUUCUCCCUUAACCGAGGUUUCCCACCCACUGUGGUUGACAGGGCCCUCAACCGUGUCCAAUCCAUUUCCUGUGCCUCGGCCCUCACACCUUCCUCUCCCUCCCAGACCAUGAAAGAUUCCCCCUUGUCUUAAAUUUUCUCCUCACCAGCCUCCGCAUUCAAAGGAUCAUCCUCCGCCAUUUCCACCAACUCCAGCAUGAUGCCACCACCAAACACAUCUUCCCCUCAUCAUCUCCCCUCCCCAGCGUUCUGUAGGGAUCGUUCCCUCCGUGACACAAUGGUUCACUCCUUCAUCAUCCCCAACAGCUCAUCCCCCUCCUACGGCACCUUCCCAUGCAACCACAGAAGGUACAACACAUGCCCCAUUACCUCCUCCCUCCUCACCAUCCAAGGGCCCAAACACUCAUUUCAAGUGAAACAGCGCUUCAUUUGCAGCUCCUUCAGUUUGGUCUACUGCAUUCGCUGCUCCCAAUGCGGUCUCCUCUACAUUGGAGAGACCAAACGUAGGCUGGGUGACCACUUUGGGGAACACCUUCGGUCCGUCUGCAAGCAUGACCCAGACCUUCCUGUAGCUUGCGAUUUUAACACACCAUCCUGCUCUCAUGCCCACAUGUCCGUCUUUGGCCUGCUGCAAUGUUCCAGUGAAGCCCAAAGCAAACUGGAGGAACAACCUCAUCUUCCGACGAAGCACUUUACAGCCUUCUGGACUCAACACUGAGUUCAACAACAUCAGACCAUGAACUCUCUCCUCGAUCUUUGCCCCCUUUUAAUCUCCUAUUUUCAAAAUUCAUUUUUAUUUUUUAUCCACUUAUUUUUAUUCAUUUAUUCAUUGGUUUAUCCCCUUUUGUUAUCCCCCACCCCCCACCCCCUUUCUAUAAUACCAAGGUGCUUCACAGUCUGGUUCAGUCUCAGACAGUGACCAGGAAGAGAGAUGGGAUUAGUGAUAAGGGAAUGAAGUUUGUGGUCAGGACUGAAGACAAUAACUUUAUAAAUGAUGUGAUUCCGACAGUUACAUUAAAACCAAUGCAGGCUGUAAUUUCAGACCAGCCUGAGGUUCUCUUUGGGACUGGGUGAAACCAGGAAAUCAGGCUAUUGUCUGGGUGUUAUAGGAACGAACAAUGUGUGGCUCAGUGAUGAGCCUGGCCGUAUGUUACAGUAUUUCAGGAAUGAUUUCAACCAUUUACCAUCUCCAGACAUGAUUGCACAACCUAAUUAAACCUGCAAAUGUGUUUCUCUCUCUGCGAGGUCUGGGUUAUGCCUUCAGUGACUCCUCCAUGAAUCUCUUUUAUUCCUGAUUCAGCAGUGGGAUUCUUUGUCCUUCAGCUUAUUCCUUUAUUUGUGUCUUAUUAAAAUCCAUACAUCUGUGUGCAUGAGGUUAUGCUAUAUUAACUUUUGAUCUUAAAGUGCAUUAUGAACAUUUAUAAAAUGGCAUUUCUUUCUGCUGGUAAAGCCCUAAAAAAGUGUUUAAAAAAAAAGAACACGUACUCACAAUAAAAUGAUGAAAUACGUCCAUCA
Carcharodon carcharias (great white shark) is the source of this 2987-nucleotide messenger RNA. Its product is annotated as interferon-induced protein 44-like. Lineage: Eukaryota; Metazoa; Chordata; Chondrichthyes; Lamniformes; Lamnidae. The transcript has 8 exons. The record is from RefSeq and is a predicted model, not a curated record. The coding region runs from base 144 to 1100 and encodes 318 amino acids.